Molecule: messenger RNA, 923 nt
Organism: Plutella xylostella (diamondback moth)
Lineage: Eukaryota; Metazoa; Arthropoda; Insecta; Lepidoptera; Plutellidae
Product: histone H1.3-like
Biological process (GO): nucleosome assembly
Cellular component (GO): nucleosome
Molecular function (GO): structural constituent of chromatin; DNA binding
Source: RefSeq, a predicted model, not a curated record
UGGCGACAUCGUACGGUCGUUUUACGAACUACACUCCUUACUUGUUACUUACGUGUUACCUCAACCUCAAUCAACUCAAUCGAAAUGGCUGACACCGCUGUUGCAUCCGACGCGCCCGCGCCCACCACCCCCGCGAAGAAGCCGAAGGCAUCCGCAGCAGCCAAGAAGCCGAAAGCGAAGCCCACGCACCCGAAGACCUCCGAGAUGGUCAACAAGGCCAUCAAGGACCUGAAGGAGCGCAGCGGCUCGUCUCUGCAGGCGAUUAAGAAGUACAUCGCCGCGUCUUACAAGGUCGACGCUGAAAAGCUCGCGCCUUUCAUCAGAAAGUACCUGAAGAGCGCCGUCGAGUCCGGCGCGCUGAUCCAGACCAAGGGCAAGGGUGCGUCCGGUUCGUUCAAGCUCGAAUCGAAAACUUCCGCAGCCAAGAAGCCAGCAGGCGCCGCCAAACCGGCCAAGAAGGCUGCCGCCGCUAAGAAGCCCGCCAAGAAGGCCGUCGCUGCGUCCUCCGCCGCCGCCAAGAAGAAGUCCGCCUCCGCUUCACCGUCUAAGCCCAAGUCUGCGGCUGCCACAAAGGACAAGAAAGCCGCCGCCGCUAAAAAGAAGCCCGCCGCGAAGGCGAAAAUCGCCACACCCUCAAAGGCUAAAAGCGCCGCACCCAAGGCAAAGAAGACCGCCAAGCCGCCGACUAAGAAGCCGAAGGCGCCCAAACCGAAGAAGGCUGCCGCUCCCAAGGCGAAGCCCGCAGCUAAGAAGUCCUCCGCCGCCGGCAAGAAGUAAGCCGACGACGGUUUUUGUUGUGUUGCUUGCCGCCGCCGCCGCCGCAGUGACUACACGAAGCCAUCGAACGUGCGCCAUCGUGUUCGCACCGUAUGUCGUCGGCACCGUUGGUGGUGUUGUUGUUGCGCUGUUGUAUCAUCUACUCG